Messenger RNA from Mixia osmundae IAM 14324, 1206 nucleotides. RefSeq lists its product as uncharacterized. Bases 1 to 849 code for a protein of 282 amino acids. Gene Ontology annotation, biological process: regulation of GTPase activity; endoplasmic reticulum to Golgi vesicle-mediated transport. NCBI's taxonomy places the organism in Eukaryota, Fungi, Basidiomycota, Mixiomycetes, Mixiales, Mixiaceae. The record is from RefSeq and is a predicted model, not a curated record. Gene Ontology annotation, cellular component: trans-Golgi network; TRAPP complex; cis-Golgi network. The transcript is spliced from 4 exons.
AUGAUGUCUCUGCCACGAGGACUGAGCUCCUCAGGUCAGCCGAGCGUCCAGACCAAUGCAGCAGCUUCGACAUCACGCACGAGCCUCGUCAAUCCUCAAGUACUAGCGCUUGCAGAUCCACCGACUCAUCAAGUGGAUGCUCGUCUCUUCGAGUACAUCUCCUUCCAGAUGGUCAGCGUGUUAGCAGAAUCGUCAAAGCUCGCGACGCAAAAGAGAGUACAACGGCAGAGAAGGAUAGAAGAGGACUUUGGGCUGAAGAGCAGACCGGCAUCUAGCCGUACUUCGCUCGGCUCGAGCAAAAGCAAAGACAAUGCCAGUGCAGACGAGAUCAAGGAAAGAGACUCGCACGAGUUGCGCGUCAGACUGGAGCAAGUCGGCUUCAAGACUGGCUGGGGGCUAUCUGAACGCUUGUGUCGGGAUAGACCGCCGUUUCCGCGACAGACGAGCCCGUCAAACGCACCUAGCAACGCGCCGUCGCCGCCAGACCCACUCGAGGUCGUCAAAUUCGUCUGCAAGGACGUUUGGGUUGCUGUCUUCGAUAAACAGAUAGACAAUCUGCGCACGAACCAUAGAGGCGUCUAUGUACUGCAAGACAACGCAUUCAAGCCCCUGCUCAGGCUCAGCGGCUCCGAGCAGCAGAAUCUCUCAGACGAAGUCGUCUCUAUGGGCUCAAACCUCUUGCCAUUCCCAAGUGGGAUAGUCAGAGGUGUCUUGCACAAUCUGGGGCUCAAGGCGACUGUGACUGCCGAGCUAGGCGGUGCCGGUCAGUGCACAUUCCAGAUCAAGCUCGCAGCGAGCGCAAACGCAUCAUUGAGCACAUCAACACCUGCCUCGCGCCCGCUCGUGUGACACUAAUAAAAGAGCGCACCCGACGCGAGCGAGCGAUUGCAAUUGAUCGAUAGAAUCUACGCCAGAAUGAGAGCCGACGGUAAACCGAACGGUAUUGUUGAAGUACCGAUGCUCAUCUUCAUCCUUCAUCAGCUCUGGCCCAUCUGUGCGAGCAGUAAGAGAUGGUGCAUUUGUGUAGCAAUCGGACCUUUGGCCCAAAGUCGCCCUAUGACAGCAAUCUGGCCUCUUGCUUCGACGAUGUCAUCCUGAUACCGCUAGCAACUUGGGUGUUUCUACCGCUUUCCGUCAUCGCCUUUGCCAGCGUACUCGCUUCUUCCUCCACGAGGAGCACGUCUGGUGUGUCCACUCGGAGCAAGC